AUGCAUCAACGCUCAAAUUUUUAUGCUGCUUGUAUCUAUCUUUCAAAGUCCAGCGCAUGUAUGAUGAUUCUAUUAAACAUGGGUCUUAUUAUAUCAGUGUUAUUCGGCAAAGCAUUACAAGCCAUCUUUUUUGGACGAUUAAGAGCAAUUGAAGUCGAGCAUUUAUACGAGAGAUCCUGGUACGCAGUGACAGAAACAUGCUUGGCAAUGACCAUCUUCCGAGAAGAGUUUGACUUGCAGUUCAUUGUUGUCUUUACCACCUUACUGUUCUUGAAGAUAUUUCACUGGCUAUGUCAAGAUCGUGUUGAAUUCAUGGAGCAAUCUCCGGCAAACCGCGUUACAUUCCAUGUUCGAAUGAUCAAUCUCUUGGCAAUUCUGCUCCUGAUAGAUUCACUAUUAGCUAAUCAUGCCAUUCAUGUCACCCUGACAAAGGGCCCCAAUAUGAUGAUCAUGUUUGGCUUCGAAUACACCAUUUUGAUAUGCUCAAUCUUGUCAACGAUUGGAAAAUACAUACUCAAUGUGAUUGACAUGCGAACAGAACAGACCUGGGAGGGGAAAUCCAUGUAUGUGUUUUACUUGGACCUUGUAACAGAUUUCUUCAAGCUGAUUACCUACCUUGUGUUCUUUUUGUACAUUUGCUUGAACUAUCAAUUGCCUCUGCACAUCAUUCGAGAUGUUUAUGUCACCUUCAGAUCAUUCAUCCAGAAAUGCAGAGAUCUUUAUCGUUACCGAAGAGCGACUCGCAACAUGAACGAACUAUAUCCCAACGCAACUGCCGAAGAUUUAUCUCGAUCAAGCGAUAGCACCUGUAUUAUCUGUAGAGAGGAGAUGCAGAUUGUGGAUACAACGAUGGAUGAGGAUAACCCGGAAGCAGCAGCUUAUCGAGGCGAUACCGAGCAAAAUUUGGAUCAGCCCAAGAAACUGCCCUGUGGGCAUAUAUUCCACUUCCACUGCUUGCGCAGUUGGCUCGAGAGACAGCAAACGUGUCCUACAUGUCGUCGUUCUGUAUUGACUGAGGCAAACAAUCAAAACCAACCACAGCCUCAAGAUCAAGCACAGCAACCACCACAACCACCUCAGGCCCCACCACAGCAGCCUAAUUAUCAUCAACCGCCACAGCAACCAUUUGUGCAGUCCUUAUUCAACCACAUACCUAUUCCCUCUGGCCCUACUCAUCAAACAAACUCUUCUUCAUCCUUAAACAUCCUGACACCAUCAAACCAACCGAGCAAUAUACCUGGUUUGAUACCACUCGUUCCUCUGAACCCUCAACAAUAUCAACACUCUCAGCAAAACGGAAACACACUUCCUAUCACUUUGUCAGAAGAUGAUUUGCGCAUCUUGUCAACCUCUACGAGAGAUGCACUGGAACAAAGACUGAAAGUGUUGACAAGUGUGGACGAGCAACUAUCUGACACGAUCAUCAAACUGACACGGGUAUUGAGUGUGAUGCCUCUAAACACACCUUCUCAGGAACAGCAACAUCAGCAAAUGAGCCAAGACGUGCAAGAUGCUGUCUCACAGGAUGAAGUCGUUGCAUCUACUGUGGCCCCAGAAAAUCAAAGCGAACAACAGCAGCACGACGUGAGUGAUAGAAGAAGAGAGAAAAUGCCUGAUUACAGUGCCUCUCCCCAAGUUGAACAAGAAUAG
This is a messenger RNA of Mucor velutinosus, 1650 nucleotides long. RefSeq lists its product as uncharacterized. The record is from RefSeq and is a predicted model, not a curated record. Gene Ontology annotation, molecular function: zinc ion binding. The coding region runs from base 1 to 1650 and encodes 549 amino acids. The transcript has 7 exons. Lineage: Eukaryota; Fungi; Mucoromycota; Mucoromycetes; Mucorales; Mucoraceae.